AUGUCAACCCCCGCCAUGGAACGAGAAGUAUCAAAUACCACCAAUACCACCACGGCUUAUGACGAUAAACCUGCCGCCCACCAGAUCGAAAGAGGAGGGCGUCUGCCACAUGUCAUUGAAGCUGAUGAGCUGGCGCAGGAGAAGGAUGAUGCUGCCAAGGCGUUAGAGGGACAAGAUCUUGACUAUACCGAUGAAGAAGUUAAGAGAGUCAAGUUUAAAACAGAUUUCAUCAUCGUUCCCCUCAUGCACUUGGGUAUUGGUUGUCUCCUCGUCGAUAAAACCGCACUCAAUGCCGCCUCUACUCUCGGAUUUCAAACUGAUUUGGGCUUGCACGGUUCACAAUACAGUUGGGCAGUGUCUAUCUACUAUUUCGGUUUACUAGGAGCUACUUACCCCGCUACUCUUCUGCUUCAACGUUAUCACGUCGGUCGGGUACUUGCUACUGCGUAUAUCAUCUGGGGUGGUCUUAUGCUUUGCACCAUGGCCGUCAAAAAUUAUCACGGUCUUCUUGCCAUUCGUUUCAUGUUGGGGAUCUUCGAAAGUACCGCUGCGCCUGCCUUCACAGCGACGACGGCUCGUUUCUACACUCAAUCUGAACAACCUAUACGAUACGCAAUGUGGUCCCUCGGUAACACCCUCAUGCCGAUCCCCUUCCUUCUUCUAUACUUCGCCAUUGGUCAUGCUCCCUCACAUCCCCUCGCAGCCUGGCGUUGGAUCUUCUGUCUACUUGGAUUGUUCACCAUCGCCCUUGGAUCAGUCAUGAUGUUCGUUUUCCCUGACAAACCUUCGACUUGCUGGUGGUACACUGAACGACAACGGGCGGUCGCGGUCGCUCGGAUCGCUCGGUCGCAAACGGGUAUCAAAUCCCACCUGUACAGAAAAUAUCAGAUCGUCGAAGCGUUUACCGAUGUCAAGACUUGGUUGUUCGCGUUCUUAUUCGUCUUCCAGCAACCUGCCCCCGGUAUCGCGUCGAACUUUUCGGGUGUCAUCAUCAAAGGAUACGGAUACACCGGAUUGAAGGCCUUGUUGUUGCAAAUCCCUUCAUGGGCUGUGCCAAGUGUGUUCACUCCUAUGUGCGGGUACUUGACAACUCAUGUCAAUUGGUUCAAAACGAGGAAAUGUUUCGUCAUGGUCUGGCUCGGCAUUGUCAGUCUCAUCAGUGAGAUCGUGUUGUACAAAAAGCCUCCUGUUCCCGGUGCCAACAAAGCUGUUCCACUCGCUUUCAUGUCAUUACUCUCCAUCGAUCAGUCAGCUUACCCCCUUAUCCUCUCCCUCAUCGGUCAGAACAUCUCCGGAACCACCAAAAAACAAACUGUCAUAGCCAUCACCUUCGUCCUUUACUGCGUCGCCAAUAUCUGUAUCCCUCAAUCUUUCCUUGCUAAACAAUCACCUAGAUAUCAAGACGGUAUCAUCUUUGUGAUCGCCUCUCAAGCCAUGUUCAUCACUCUUGCUAUCGUCUUCUGGAUUCUCGCUACGGCGGAGAACAAACGUCGGGAGAAAUUGGAUGAGGGUAGGGUAAUAGGGGCUGAUGAAGAUAAAGAGAUUAUCCUUUCUGGUUUGGCGGAUGAGACGGAUAAACGUAAUCCGAGAUUUAGGUAUUCACCUUGA
Tremella mesenterica DSM 1558 is the source of this 1608-nucleotide messenger RNA. RefSeq lists its product as uncharacterized. Gene Ontology annotation, cellular component: plasma membrane. The transcript is spliced from 7 exons. The record is from RefSeq and is a predicted model, not a curated record. Bases 1 to 1608 code for a protein of 535 amino acids. Gene Ontology annotation, biological process: allantoate transport; transmembrane transport; dipeptide transport. Gene Ontology annotation, molecular function: dipeptide transmembrane transporter activity; allantoate transmembrane transporter activity. NCBI's taxonomy places the organism in Eukaryota, Fungi, Basidiomycota, Tremellomycetes, Tremellales, Tremellaceae.